Messenger RNA from Owenia fusiformis, 734 nucleotides. Lineage: Eukaryota; Metazoa; Annelida; Polychaeta; Sabellida; Oweniidae. The record is from the annotation of a GenBank genome assembly.
GGUUAUUCCAAGGAUCUUAUUGUAACUAUUGUCUGAAAUUAUGUCUUACUCAAUUUGACAGUAAACACUACGAGUGAGAGAAAGAGAGGGUAUGAGAGAAGGAUGGCAACACAUGGAUGAUACACUUUGUUCGCUAUUCAUUCCAGGACACAAUGCACGAAAAACGACAAAUGGGACUUCGAUUACAGCACAGGGACCAUGUGGGUAGCCAAAGGUUGUAGAGGAGAGUUUUGUGUGCACUUUCAAGAUUCAACAACGACAACAACGAUGCCUUCUACUACAACAACAACGAUGCCUUCUACUACCACUACAACGAUGCCUUCUACUACUACAACAACGAUGCCUUCUACUACCACCACAACGAUGCCUUCUACUACAACAACAACGAUUCCUUCUACUACUACCACAACGAUGCCUUCUACUACCACCACAACGAUGCCUUCUACUACUACCACAACGAUGCCUUCUACUACUACAACGAUGCCUUCUACUACAACAACAACGAUGCCUUCUACUACCACCACAACGAUGCCUUCUACUACUACAACAACGAUGCCUUCUACUACAACAACAACGAUGCCUUCUACUACUACAACAACGAUGCCUUCUACUACUACAACGAUGCCUUCUACUACAACAACAACGAUGCCUUCUACUACCACCACACCGAUGCCUUCUACUACUACAACAACGAUGCCUUCUACUACUACCACAACGAUGCCUUCUACAACAAC